AGCUGGGAUAUCGUGAGCAGUGAUGAGGUGGUAGGUCAGCAUUCUCAGGAUGCUGUAUUGGCACGGAGUGCUAAUGUGAAUGAUUCGAGCUCUUAUUGUCUCUCAUCACAACCUCUGACGUCUACCUCAUUCUCCAAAUGGUCUCCCACCAAUUCUACGGGCUAUCUGACUCCCACUCUCCGUGCUGCUUGGGUCACUGGAACCUUUCUUCAAAAUGUGUCACAACAGUUGGUGAAAACGGUCGGAAGGGCCAUAAACUUCAGGAGCGAGCCCCCGUCUCGUCCACCUCUUUCAGAGGCUGAAUUUCGAUGUUACAUGGAUGGCCUUGGAAGAAUUGUGCAUCCACUCGACUUUUAUCAGAAUGUCUACCUUCGUGGUAUAGAGGUGAGCUUGCGAAAAGUUGCUUGGCGCAUCCUCCUCAAGAUUUACCCAGCUGAAUUCAGUGGGAAUGAGCGUAGGGCGUUUUUGCUUAAGAAGAUUGAGAAAUACGAGCUUUCGAAGAGGACCUGGAAACAAGCCUACCGAGAGGGUCGAUUAACCAAGACUCAAGUAAAUGCAAUAACCUUGGCUUGCGUUGAUGUCGUCCGUACAGAUCGCAAUCAUCCAUUUUACCAUGGAGGUAACAAUCAGAGGGUAUCUCAGCUUUUCAGUAUUCUCGCCACGUACGCAAUUUACAAUCCCGGAAUUGGCUAUCAUCAAGGCAUGUCGAACCUUGCUAGUCUCCUCCUUUACGUGCAAGAUGGUGAGGGCGCAGCGUACGCCUGUCUCUGUGCCCUAAUGCGACGUCUGGCACCGAAAUUUGCUCCGCGCCAAGACCAAAUAACAAUGAUUACCCAAAUGCAGCAUCUCCAUGAUCUCCUUGUUUAUACAGACUACAAUAUGGCACAAUUUUUGCGCAUGCAUAAUCUGGGCAAUAUGUUUUUUACGGAGCGUUGGCUCCUCCUCGAACUUAUUCGCGAAUUUCCCUUUGAAGAGGCAUUGCACAUCUCUGAGGUACAAUGGGCAGCCAUUGCCCUUGUCGCCUCCAAUUGGCCCGAUGUGGGCUCCGAUGCAUUGUACUCACAACUCUCGUCUGAACAAUCAUUUAUUACCUUUGAGGCGGAGGAUAUGCACUACACGCAGUGCGAUACAAAUUUGAUUAACAGUUUAAUUGGUGAUGAAUUCAAAUAUAUUCAUCCAUGUACAAACGGGACGGAGAACGUUGUUGUCCCACCUUCGAUACAUUCCCCCAGUCACAAAAGCCAAGCGACAAAAUCAAUCCAUGAAGGCGAUCCAGUGCAUAUGAAGGAUUGGAUUGUGGAAUUACCCUCACCUGAUGCACUGGGUGGAGGCAGUAAUCCUUUCCUUCUUUUUAUCUGUGUUUCGAUGAUACUGGAAUAUAAAGGGGAGAUUUUGGAGAAGGUUCAUGAGGUUUGUGAUUUAUUUCAUCUUUUUCAAACCUACAAUAAGCGUCACAAAUUGGAAAGUAUUCUUGACCGUGCUCGUGACCUUUUUGAUGCUUACCUGAAGGAUCAGGAGAUGAAACGGCGAAGCAUUUUGGAUUGUUCUAAUUGGAAUAUUCACAAUGCCUAA
This is a messenger RNA of Hydatigera taeniaeformis, 1572 nucleotides long. The record is from the annotation of a GenBank genome assembly. Lineage: Eukaryota; Metazoa; Platyhelminthes; Cestoda; Cyclophyllidea; Taeniidae.